CUGCCGACUGGUGCCAGACCGCCAAUCGGAUGAAUUUCUGCUCUUCCCCUCUUUCUUCGCCGACCACCCUUCUUCCUAUGCGAUCCUUCUCUCUCGUCUUCUACCCCUUACCGAUCCCCUCUUCUGCAGUAGAUCGCGACACAAGCAACCAACAUCAGUUUGGAGUUAUGGAGACCGCGAACCGAAAUACUGAUUUGUCCUGCAUAUCCGCUAUUUUAUCAUGUUUCGCUCUCUCAGUGGUAUAUGUUGCAAGCCUUUAUGUGUGGAGUUCACCGUACAAUAGGGAACAUCCAACGACAAUAAAAAAGAGAUUUUUUAGCGUUUUCAUUAUAUCUCUUAUAUCUCCUGCAUUCUUGUAUUUUGGAAUGAAUGAGAAAGUAUUCCAAAAGGCAACAAUUUGGGAGUUAUUGGGUUUACGAUGGCCGGGUUUAAUUCAAGCAGUUGUGAUACCAUUAUUAUUAACAAUGAUACUAUUUCUAGGGCCAUUAAGUGUACAAGGUUUUAAUGGGCUUUGGAGGUUAUAUGCUGAACCUAUGUAUUGGCUUGGAAACGUACGAACAUUAACAUGGUGGAGAAAUCAAGUAGUUGCACCUUUGUCUGAAGAAUGGACAUUUAGAGCAUGUAUGUUACCAUUGCUUCUGCAAUGUUUUACACCAACUACUGCCAUAUUUGUAGGCCCCUUAUUUUUUGGGGUUGCUCACUUUCAUCAUGUAGUAGAAAGAGUAGAAACAGGCAUGAAACUUAAACAUGCACUUUUUAUAUCCUGUUUUCAAUUUACAUAUACAACAUUAUUUGGAGCAUAUGCAGCUUUUCUUUUUGCUAAAACAGGACAUUUAGCAGCGCCGUUUACGGCACAUUCUUUUUGUAAUUAUAUGGGAUUUCCUGAUCUUUCUGAGGUUGUAGCAUUUAAGGGUCCUUUAAAGAGAGCUGGAUUGUUUUCUUUAUUUGUAAUUGGAUUAGUAGCCUGGUGUUUUUUAUUAACACCAAUGACGAACCCGUCAUUAUUUCAUAAUAAUUUAUUUUGGCAUAAACAUUUUGUAUGAAGAAGUGAUUGAUUUUGCAACAAUGUCACUAAUGUUACUUAUGAUUUUAUGAAAAAGAUCAAUUUAAUUCGAAACUCCGUUAAUUUCAGAUUGCAUGAUAUUUUUGAUAAAAUAACUAUAAUGAUUGCAAAAUUAUACAAGAUUUCAUCAAAAGACUAACGGGUUUUUCUAAUAUAGAAGACAAUCGGAAAAAUUGGUUUCCGGUCAAAUCGUACAUUUUUCUGUGCAAUCAAAGGUGUUGAUCAUGCAAUAUAGAAAUAAUAUAAAUCACCGUAGUGCCUGAAAUUCAAUUAAAUUUAUGUAGUUGUAAUCAUAAAUACGAGUAACAACUUAGAGGGUUUUUCUUAAAAUAAAAAACGUUAAUGAAAUAUUAUGUAGUUAAAAAAUUUAUGACAUUGUUACAAUAAACAUGUUGUUUUGAAUGACAGACAAGUUACUUCUAUAAAAUGUAUCCUUAAAAAUUUGUUAUAAUAACGAUAUAUAAAUGUAAAAAUGUUUUCACUUUAAAAUAAGUUGACUUUGUAUUCUUAUUACAUGUAUAAAACAUGUAAGAAUUAACAAUACGUACAUUUAUUAUUUAUUUAAAACAGUUGUAACAGUAUUACAAUGUUUGCCAUAAAUGUGUAUCAGUAUUUAUACAGACAAAAGAACAUAAACAAAUACAUAUGAGAUAACAUACUAGUACUUACAAAU
Messenger RNA from Osmia lignaria (orchard mason bee), 1736 nucleotides. It is a transcript of the gene Sras, whose product is annotated as Ras converting CAAX endopeptidase Sras. NCBI's taxonomy places the organism in Eukaryota, Metazoa, Arthropoda, Insecta, Hymenoptera, Megachilidae. Gene Ontology annotation, molecular function: metalloendopeptidase activity. The record is from RefSeq and is a predicted model, not a curated record. Gene Ontology annotation, cellular component: endoplasmic reticulum membrane. Gene Ontology annotation, biological process: CAAX-box protein processing.